Messenger RNA from Lasiosphaeria miniovina, 1028 nucleotides. RefSeq lists its product as uncharacterized. The record is from RefSeq and is a predicted model, not a curated record. The transcript has a single exon. Bases 182 to 880 code for a protein of 232 amino acids. Lineage: Eukaryota; Fungi; Ascomycota; Sordariomycetes; Sordariales; Lasiosphaeriaceae.
CUAGGUGUUUAGGUUUUGUAGUGCUGGCGCCACCUUCGUGGUGGGGGUCCCGGGGCCGGGUUGUGGUGUUUGAGUACCGGCUGGCAGCUCCGCAGCCCUGUCCUGUGAUCGCGCAGAAGUAGUAGUAGCAGCAGCAGCACCAAGGGCGCCAGGAGCCGUCUCCUGGACCGACGCAACAACCAUGGGAGUCUUCUCGUUCAAUACCAUCCUCGCCACGUCUUCGGAAGCCGCCUGCGACAGCAGCUGGGGUGACGCGCACGCCGCCUCGUCGUCGAUGAUGGCGGACCCGGAGUCCUCCUCGUACAAGUCCCCAAUGAGGCGCGGGGCGCUGCCGUCGAUACUGCUGACGGCACUGGUGGCGCUGGCGUUGCUCGAUCGUCUGAGCCGGUGGUGGCGCGAAAGGGGCAGCGGCUCGCGCUGGACGACACUGCGGUUGCGAGUAAGGGGCACGGGGCUGAUGGGGGGGGCGGUGGCGGCGACCGUGUCGAUUUCGAAGCUGAGCGUGCUCCCUCGACGAUGGCUCAGAGCGCGGCGGACCAUGGCCUAUGCUGCUAUGACUGUCAAAGUUUCGAUGAUGGCUCAACUCUCCAGCGGACUACUUGAUCCUGCCCAGGCGCACGGUUCGGUUGCGUCGUGUGUUGUCGUGUCGUUUGUGCACAGGUGCAGAACGGACCGAAUUGGACGGCGUCGAAAGAUGGCUACCACCGCUCUUCAUAAAUGUAGUUGCGAGAACUUGAGCGACCCGCAUCGGAGGGGAGGUGUGGAGGAGGAUGCGUGGAGUAAUUGGAUUGGCGACGAUGAGAAGGGCAACGUGUCUGAUGCGACGAUAAUGAUGUUAGUACACGCGCGCGCCGUGUGCGUGGUUGCGUGUGUAGUGUAGAGAAUCUGGAAAUCUUCAAGAGGUGUGCAGCGCAGAUCCGAGGACAUCAGCACUUGCGCCUUUACGAUCUUCUCGGCUUGAAACCGCCACUCUCUCGAAUCGGCGUAUUCGGCGUGCACGGUACGGGCAACGGGGCUCCCUUGCUGGG